Molecule: messenger RNA, 8948 nt
Organism: Salmo salar (Atlantic salmon)
Lineage: Eukaryota; Metazoa; Chordata; Actinopteri; Salmoniformes; Salmonidae
Source: RefSeq, a predicted model, not a curated record
CCGGUCAUUCUGAUUAAUUCUGUAUGGACUGUUGCAAUACUGGAGUCUGACCAGUUGGUGACGUCUUGUGUUUGUCUUGCUCUUGGGACAUGGUGUGAUAUCCAUACACAACUACCAAAUACUGUCUGGGAGAGGACUAGCUAGCUAAUGGAUUUCGAUUGGUUAAUAACAACAUAAUAUGGAACAUCGGUUGGAAGGCUGCAGUUAAAUACAUUAACAUAUUAAUGCAAUCAGAAAUGUGUAUUAAUCAGGGAAUGUUAGGAAAUAUAGGACAAUGGGAUCUCACCUAAUGGAAUGAACCAGUUUGAUCAUAUGAAGCGAGUUGUUUGGAAAGCUACGACGAAUCGAAUGGACUGUCUUUCCAGAAAGAAAUGAAUGCGAGUUUAAUGAACACAUUGUACGAAUAAGAGGGCACUGGACAUAUUAUUACAUUCCAGAGGGAUAACUGGCCUCAGUCGCUGCGUUUCAGAUUCUAGCUUGCGAAUGCACUUGAGUGGCAGGCUAAUUAUUUAGCUUCAGCUGGACCCCUGUCGCGUCAUCGUCAUAGACGACCGACGAGAACGCGUUGUGUCCGGUCACAGAGCGUACGUGAUGUCGCGGAUGGCAUUCGGCCUCUAUCAGAAUUAACUAGCUAGUUGGUAACCAGCCAUCAUUCGCUUAUCAAAAAACCAGUAUUCUCUACACAAGUGAGUGCUGCAGUAAUAACCGUCAUUUUGUUGGCAACAGCAAGUGUUUCAUUUACAUCAAAACAAUAUUUGUUUAUAGAACUUGAAAUGAUGGUAAGCCAGCCUUAUGGUUAUGGCUAACUAGUUAGCAAACUAGCUAACUUGAUGUAAGGCGCUAACUUGUUAGCUAGUCAGCUAGCAAACAUCACUGCAUGUUAUCCUGGAUGUCUAUAACAUCAGCUAACUAGUCGCUUGUCUGCUUGGGAUAGUUUAUCAGAAACAUUUCCUUACAUCGUUCACUGACAUGCCACCAGCUAGCCCUGGCAAAGUAGCUAACUAACUUUGCAUUGCUAACUAGCAAUACACAGGCUCCAGCUUCUAGCCACAAUGGCAAGCUAGUGGUGUAGUGUUGCAGUGCAACGUCCAGUCAGGUCAGAUGCCAUUCUGUUUACAGCGGAUAGCCUUCUCUCAAACAAGCUAGAUAACAAACUGGAAACUUAGCUAGGUAAUCUGCACCAAUGCAUGUAUUGAACGAGACGGUUUGAAUUGUACAAUGUCAAUGUUGCAGUUAGCCAACUUCUUGGAACAGUUCACUGGACCACAUUGAGCGUUUAGCCAAGUUCUAACACAGACAAAAAUGUAAUAUUGGUCUUCCAAGAGAGCCACACCUGUAAACGAGCAUUAAGGAUUCUGUAACUAAAUUUAGCUCGCAGGAGAUGGAAACCAAUUUACUGAGGAUAAUGCGAGUAGUUGUCAAGCUGACGUAAAUUGGCUUGGCAGUGUCAACAUAAUAAAGUAGAACAAUAUAUUUUCAAACGUUAUUUAGAUUUGAAUGAUAUUAAUGUCGGGAUACUAGUUUGAAUUGCAUUUGUGUCAUUCGUUUUGGAUGCUUACUAGCUGAUGUGUCUCAGAAAAUAGAAUAGGAGCUGUUUACAUAGAUAUCAGACAGUGAACCAAGCAUCACUGUCACUAGUACAUCAUUGAUGAAGUUAUUGGGACAGCUAUCACGUCAAAUUAAAGUUGGUCACAUGCCCCGAAUGCAACAGGUGUAGACCUUACAGUGAAAUGCUUACUUACAGGCCCUAACCAACAGUGCAAUUUUUAAGUAAAAAAAUGUAUUAGGUGAACAAUAGAUAAGUAAAGAAAUAAAAACAACAGUAAAAAAAAAGACAUGGAAACCCAACCUUUAAAGCCUUAUACCUUUAAAAAAAAAAAAAAAAUCUUUUUUUUAAUUAAUUUUUUCAUGUUGCUAGUGUUGAUUGCAAUGUAAUGACACUGUCAUAAGAUUGAAUGAACAAAGUAGAUAUUGCAGUCAGUGGUGUCUGAAUUUCAUGCAUCUUGCAUGAAGGUGUUCCCCACCCACCAUCUAUUUCUAAUAUUUUCCUGUGGCACUAGAUAGUUCUAACACUGUAUCAAUUUGCCGGGGUCCCCAUUUCAACUGUCUACUGUAAGGUACUUGGAGAUUGCCUGUGAAAACAUGAGGAAGAUGCUCAGAGCGCUCUCUGAACGGAAUAAGCUCCCCACUAGCUGAUGUGAGGAGUUGAAACGUAGCGGGCGGCAGCACUGUGGAACUCUGCGAAAGAAAUUUGAAGAACAAAGGAGAUGGUCACCCUGCUGUGACAUAAUUGGACCGCAGGAGCGGACACGGACGCACUCGAGCCGUCUGCAGCCAUGAGUCUCCGCACCCCCACCUCAACACUGGACAGCCCUUUUGCUGCUUGGCUAAGCAGCCUGACGAUAGGAGACUCGGAGCGCAACACCUCCAGCGGCCUGCAGAGGGAGCCUCUAGCUGACAUCCCCCCUGAGAACACAGGUCCAGGUCUGGUUCAGAGAUGUGUGGUGGUACAGAAAGACCAGCUGGGGUUUGGCUUCACCGUGUGUGGCGAGAGGAUCAAGCUGGUGCAGAAUGUCCGACCAGGUGGUGCAGCGGUCAAGGCAGGGGUCCACGAGGGAGACAGAAUCAUAAAGGUGAACGGCUCGCUGGUCUCGUCCAUGUCUCACCAGGAGGUGGUGAAGCUCAUCAAGUCUGGGCCGUAUGUUGCCCUGACACUUCAAGGACCGCCCCCUUCAGCAGCCGCCCUCGUCCUACAACCCCUCCCCGCUGACCUCUUACCCAAUCAGAGGACGUCACUGGGGGGUGAAGCCCCGCCACCACCACCUCCACCCCUGCCCCCCGGACUUACCAGCACCCCCUCCCAAAGAAUCAACAAACCACUACAGAACCUAGAUGUACAGAAACACGCAACUCAGAUCCUCAGGAACAUGUUGGAACAGGGAGAGGCUGAGCUCCAGGACUUGAUGGAGGAGCUGUCACGGAACCCCUCCCCAUCACUGGAGGAGCGAAUCGAAAGUGCCAAGAGGCGCACCCAACAAGUGCGGGUUAAAAUCAAGCAAGAUCUGGAUGGAACUCGCCCCGAAGCUGUGUCCAACUAUGUAAUAGCAGGAGAUGCUCGGCUGUCGGUGGACUCAAGUGAAGGAGACUUUGAGACCUGUGAGAGCCCCCACUCCUCCCCCUCCUUCUUCAGGACCCCCCUACGCUGGAGACAGGGCUCCGACACACACACCUUCUCUGACUCGGCUGGAAAGACUCAGAUCAUUGGCCCUGAGGAAGAGGAGGAAGAGGACGACAGCUAUGCACUCAAUGAGAUGGACGGUCCAUUUCAGGACGUAGAGCUUCUCAAGUCGCGACCGGCCCAUAUGACGGUGUUCAUGAGAUAUGUCUUCAGCCAGCUACUGGAUCCCAACCCACUGCUGUUCUACCUGUCGGUGGAGGCCUACCUGGGCUCCAGCCCUAAAGACGCCCGUGCCCUCGCGCCUCAGAUCUGCUCCCACUUCCUGGACCCUGACGCUCCGUUAAAAAUCAGAGUACGAGAAGAGUACCUGACUGAUAUAGAGAGUCGUCUCCAUGCCCAGGAGGACAUCAGGGGACCUUUGUCUGAGCUCCAACAGCAGGUGCUGCCUGACAUUCAGGACCAAAUACAGGACUACAGGAACAAGCAGAUGAUGGGUCUGGGCUCUCUGUUUGGAGAGGGAGACCUACAGCAGCUGGAUGGAGACCCAGCCAAGGAGAAACAGGUGGUGGACAGACAGGUCACUGCUCUCUGGGAGAUACUCUCGAAGCACGAAGACGACAGAAGUUCUCCUCUAGCCUCUGCGGUGCUGCUGUACCUCCGUCACUCCGGCAUUAAGCUGAGGGACUCCAGGGUGUUUCCAGGUCUCAGCACUGAGAAGGAGAAGUGGCUCGCCUUUUUCCCCAAGACCAAGAAGCUGAGCAGUGCAAAGAAAGAGAAGGAUGGAGAGGACAGGAAGAGAAACCCCAUCCUGAAGUAUAUCGGCAAGCCCAGGAGCACCUCCCAGUCCACGUUCCAUGUCCCCUUGUCGCCCACUGAAGUGCGUCCUGGCAGUGUGAGGAACAUCAUCCAGCAGUUUGAGAACCACCCAGAGAUCCCCGGGGAGGAGGGGGCCGAGGGAGACCUCCAGAGACUGUCCUCCAGCAGCCUGGGAGAGGACAGUAUGGACAGCCCUAUGGUGUCGGUGCGUCUGGCUCGUAGUGAGUCUCUAAAGGCGCAGGGGGAGGGGCGUCGGCGGGGCGGGGCUUCAGGAGUGGAGACAGUCCCUCGUUCCCGUAGCGACGUGGACAUAGAGGACUGUGGGGAGGAGAUAGAUGGGCCGGGCCUGAGACCCCUACACCACAGCGCCGCCUCCUCAGCCACCAGUAGCUCAGCACGAUCCUUGGAGAACCCCACGCCUCCAUACACCCCUCGGUCGUCUAGACGACAGUUUGAGGAGUCCCCGGUGGCCCUGCUCCCUGACGCCCCAGCCCUAGAGGACGACGUGGUGGACAGUCACAACUGGCAGGAGACGGUGGCCCCUCAGGUCCUGGCUUCUCUCUGUCCCCGAGAGGUGGACCGACAGGCCGUCAUCUACGAGUUGUUGACGACAGAGGCGUCUCACCUGCGUACUCUCAGGGUCUUGGAUCAGGUGUUCUUCCAGAAGAUGAGGUGUGUUCUGAGCUCUGACGAGCUGGCCUGCAUCUUCCCCAACCUGCCUCAGGUCUACCAACUACAUGUGAGCCUGUGUGAAGCCAUGAAGAAGAAAAGGGAAUCUCCCAUCGUUCGGGGCAUCGGUGACAUCAUGCUGGCCAGGUUUGAGGGCGUGGCGGGGGAGGAGUUUCAGGAGCAGGCGUCCCAGCUGUGCAGCCAGCAGUCUCAGGCUCUGGAACUCAUUAAGAACAAGCAGCGCAAAGACCUCCGCUUCACACACAUCAUCCAGGAGUGUGAGGCCAGUCCUCACUGUAGGAGGCUGCAGCUGAAGGACCUGCUGGUGUCUGAGACACAGAGACUCACCAAGUACCCUCUGUUACUGGACAACAUCAUCAAACACACAGAGGCUGGCUCCACAGACCUCCCGCCUCUCCAACGGGCACAGGCCUGCUGCCGCGGGAUUCUGCAGGCCGUCAAUGAAGUCGUCAGGGAGACUGAACACCGGCAACGGCUCCACCAAUACCAGCGCAGGCUGGACCCCACGCCACAGUUCAAGAGUCUGGACCUGACCAGUAAGACAAUGAUCCAUGAGGGUCCUCUCACCUGGAAAGUCAAUAAAGACAAAACUUUAGAGAUCCAGGCCCUGCUGCUGUCAGACCUGCUGGUUCUGCUCCAGAGAGGUCCAGACGACCGGCUGCUGCUGCGCUGCCCGUCCCGCUGGCUGGGGGGAGGAGGAGGGGGUAGCGGAGACACCAAGGCCUCCUUCAGCCCCGUGGUCCAGCUGGACUCCCUCCUGGUGCGCUCUGUGGCCACAGACAACAAGGCCCUGUAUGUCAUCAGCACCACAGAGAGAAAGAUCUAUGAACUGGUAGCGGGGACGUCCUCAGAGAAAAACAUCUGGAAGGACCAACUUGAAAAGACCAUCUCAUUGGUUGCUGGCUCCUCACCUUCGACCAAUAACAGAUCCACACCUAUUUUCUCCCCAAGUCUUGGCAAUGCUUCCCCUGUCUCAACUGGCAGCCAUGUCUAUCAAUCAGGCGACUCGAUGACGGAGCAGGUGGUUUUCAUGGAGACGGACUCCCCUAAUGAUGAGGACAACGAGCUCGCACCCACCACACCGACGGACCAAUCAGGGGCUUUCCUCUGCGGUGAGGGGCGGGACUACGUCAAGAGACGAAUUGGAUUAGCAGAGGCAGCUCUUGAAGACGUGGAGACGCUAAGGCAGCUGAUUUUCCGCGACCUGGAAGAAGAUGGGUGGAGUCACGGCUCAGAUGGCACGCCCACAAACGAGGCAGCCAAUGAGAGGAGCCCGUUCAAUGACCAACAGAGGCUGCCGUCCUCUGAGACUCUCCUUAGCGUCAGUCCCAGCCAAUGGGAGGCUGAGCACGCAGAAGCCCCGCCCUCGGAGGUGGAGUCCCCCUGUGUGCAUGUUGUGAGGAAAGCUGUGGUUGCGGGCUCCCCUUCUAUCCCUGAUGACAUCACUGAAGAUGUCACCCUCCACUCUGACCAAUCACCUGAGCCGAGAGGCGAGGCCAGUGUACGGGGAAAUGUGUUCUACCUGGUGAUGCCUACAGGGCAGGGAGAGGGACUGCUGGACGAGAGUCACACAGAUGAGGUCAACCACCCCCCCACCCCGACCACCACUGAACUUCCUGAUCUGGAACAGGAAGUGAUGUCAUCGCCCGUACAGACUCACGAAAAAGAAGGGCAGGUCGCUUCCAUCAUGUCUGCGGACAAUCAAUCGGAGAGGGAAAAUCUGAGUUGGGAGGAAGGGCGGAGUCGAUCACAAAAGAGCCUCCAGAGCCAUGUAAUCAAAAACGUGGAUGACAUUUUCCACACCAUCGAGGAGUUGAUGAGAAAGCUGCACCAGCUGAGGGACAUAGAGACAGCUCAUCACCAGCUACUGAAAACCCUGAGAGAGCCGCCUGUCAAUCCAGAGUCUGGUGACCUCUUUCGUAUCCAGGCAACCGUCGUCAGGACACCGUUUCUGGACCGGGACCCGGGGGACGGAAAGGAGGCGAGCCCAGCAGAGCCAGCCAAGCUGAAGAUCCUCUCCACUGGAUUCUAACGUUGUCAUUUCAGCGAGGACUUAACAGACUUACCCCCACCCUGCCGUAGACAUACGCACACACACACUGAUGGACUGGGACCCCAGCCUUUACCCCCUAACCCCCUCUCACACCCCUCACCAUCAGCCCAAUCCCAGCACACACUGCUCAUGGGAGCAGAAUCCAGGAAGUACCGGGAUGUCGUUGGCGUUGCCCUGGGAGACCAGGAAUUGAUGCAGGACUGAUGCCCCUGACAGCCAAGGGGCUGCCCUCAGCAUGGGGUUAGGGUGAACUCUGACCUCUGCGGAACAGGAAGGAGUCCUGGGAUGAGAGGAUGGACAGAUGAAGGGGGGAAACGGAGAGAAGCAGUGACGAAACAGAAGCAAAGAGAGUACAAGAAGUGAGAGGAAUCUAAAUUGAGUAAUGUCAAGGAUGAAAUGUUCAAUGGAAAGAAUAAGGUUGGCUACAUUGGAAGGAAAAGUUAGUGUACUUUGAAAAGAACACAGGGUUCAAGGGAGAGAGUUGAGAAGUGACUGAUGUUUUGACAAAAUAACAACUGAAGGAACCCAGCACUUUACCCACAAUGCAUCUUCUGUCAUGUAGCCAUACGCCAAAGCUGAUUGGCUUGGUGAGGGAUAGGACACUGGACAGAUCACCGGCUCCAUUGUGAGUCAAAGCUGCACCUAGUUUGAGCCAAGAUGGUAGUUCUUUACCGCUGGUUGCUUUACAGUCAUCCUGCCAUGGAGGCUGAUCGAAGGACUGUGUCUAUAUAUCUAUAUAUUGAGGUUUAUUGCACUGGGCCAAAAGGAAGGAAGGAGUAAAGAGAUCACAACAUGCACAGUCCUCAUUCACCCAUAAUAUCAUUCAUUAAUGUUAUGCAUAUGUUUCAUAAUCACUCACGAGAGGAGAGAAAUGUGAUGAAGGAAGAGGUGGGUUGUUGUUGUUAAGGGAUAACCAAGAUGGCGGUCGGUCAGUCAUUCUGACGUAUGCAGCAGGUCCUGCGUGUAUGUACAGCUGCUCAUCUACGGGAUGGGUUGUCUGUAGCGACCACAUAUUCCCGGUGACCUCAGUAACGCGCCAUGGUAACACUACUACCACACUGUUCUCUACUGAAUGGCUGUUGUCUCGUCUACAGCACCACUCCCAGACAUACAGCGAUGACGACUACGAAAAAGGAUACAUGUUCAAUGAACGCACAGAUGUCUGUCUAUCAUGUUGUCAUCAUUUCCUAAAGAACGCUCUACUGUAUUGUGUGUAAUACUGUGAAUCCCCUCCUCUAUACUACUAUACCAUGACUAGUGUUUGCUGUACUGCCACGACAAAACAUGAAGGGAUGUUACUUCAUAGGUUUGAACUGAAAGACACCUUUUGCUCAGAGGACUUGUAUAUUGGGAGAGGAAGUCUGUUAACCCUCUAAGUGUGUGGUCAGCGUACAAUAUGUCUGUGACACUACAGUGUGUGUGUGUGUGUGGUCAGUGUACGAUAUGUCUGUGACACUACAGUGUGUGUGUGUGUGUGUGUGUGUGUGUGUGUGUGUGUGGGGGGGGUCAGUGUACGAUAUGUCUGUGACACUACAGUGUGUGUGUGUGUGUGGUCAGUGUACGAUAUGUCUGUGUGACACUACAGGUGUGUGUGUGUGUGUGUGGUCAGUGUACGAUAUGUCUGUGACACUACAGUGUGUGUGUGUGUGUGUGUGGUCAGUGUACGAUAUGUCUGUGACACUACAGUGUGUGUGUUGGGAUCUCCAGAGGGGAUGCAGAUUUUUCGUUUACCUCGGCAUGGUGGACGAUUCCAGACUCUUACUUUCAUUCUGUCUCGUAGCGCGACAUUCCUUUACCCACGCUUUUGAGUAACUUCUUUUUCUUCUGGUCUUUUGUCUGUUUUCCCUCCAUUUCUGUCUUGAGUUCUGUAACCACCUCUCUCGUAUAGAGGUUAGAACUGAUGGUUCCUCCCUUUGCCAAACCACUGCACAACAAACUACGGUACGCAUACACACGUCUUUAAUGAUCAUUUUCUCUUUUUUUAAUCUCCUUCACUUAUGUAAUAUAGAAAUCACAAUCUUGUUUUUUUUCUUCCUGUAAAGCAUUUAGUCCUUUUGAUUUUAUUUUUGUAGAUACGAAGAAAAAGUGUACAUUAUUUUUCUCUCACGUUUUAAUAAACGGUGAGAUUGUUAGCUGCGAAGAAGGGAAAUUAAGUCUUGUUGCAGAUUCAUGUGGUAUGUGACAUUAAAAAGAACGGUUUGGGAAAAAAAG